Anoplophora glabripennis (Asian longhorned beetle) is the source of this 3912-nucleotide messenger RNA. Its product is annotated as phosphatidylinositol 4-kinase beta-like. Gene Ontology annotation, molecular function: 1-phosphatidylinositol 4-kinase activity. NCBI's taxonomy places the organism in Eukaryota, Metazoa, Arthropoda, Insecta, Coleoptera, Cerambycidae. The annotation marks the transcript as partial. The transcript has 5 exons. Gene Ontology annotation, biological process: phosphatidylinositol phosphate biosynthetic process; phosphatidylinositol-mediated signaling. The record is from RefSeq and is a predicted model, not a curated record. Gene Ontology annotation, cellular component: cytoplasm; membrane.
UUCUAGUAUGCCCAAUUGAAAAAGCCCAUGGACAGGGACACCAUCUCGCAAAUGAGCCAGGAAUCUAGCGACUCGCGGGAACCCCCCAUGUCCAUCCCGGCUAGCGAGAUCAGGAGGCGUCUGUCGGACUUCUUCCACGAGGAGAAGAGCAAGAAGUUCACCCACGAUCCAGAGGAUCCUUCCGCUGCUGUCCUCAAGGAACCAUGGCAGGAUAAAGAGCAAAGGAUAAGGGAAAGUUCUCCGUACGGUUAUCUGUCGACUUGGCGACUACUUUCCGUCAUCGUCAAGUGCGGAGAUGACCUGAGACAGGAACUUAUGGCUUCCCAACUGCUGGAGAUGUUCCAGAAAAUAUGGGAACUGGAACAUGUUCCCCUGUGGGUUCAUCCCUAUAGGAUUCUGUGCCUGUCAGACGACAGCGGCCUCAUCGAGCCCAUCCUCAACACCGUCUCCCUCCACCAGGUGAAGAAACACUGCCAGCUGUCGCUGCUCCAGUAUUUCAUCAAAGAGUACGGUCCGAUGACCUCCGAAGGUUUCCUCACCGCACAGAAGAACUUUGUACAGAGCUGCGCCGCCUACUGCCUCAUCUGUUACCUCAUCCAGGUCAAGGACAGGCACAACGGUAAUAUCUUGUUGCAGAGCGACGGUCAUCUCAUCCACAUCGAUUUCGGGUUCAUUUUGUCAACGUCCCCGAAGAACUUGGGUUUUGAAAAGUCGCCGUUCAAGCUGACCGCCGAAUUCGUGGAGAUCAUGGGCGGGGAGAACUCGGACAUGUUCGAGUAUUUCAAAAUUCUCAUCUUGCAGGGGCUGAUAGCGGCCAGGAAGCAUCACGGCAUGAUCAUCACCCUCGUCGAAAUCAUGAGAUCGGGUUCCCAGCUGCCGUGUUUCAAAUCGGGCACGGCGACCGUUCAGAACCUGAAGAACCGCUUCCACAUGAGCAUGACGGAGGAACAGCUCCGGCUGGAGGUGAACCGCAUGGUGGAGGGCAGCAUCCACUCGCUCUCCACCAAGCUGUACGACGGGUUCCAGUACUUCACCAACGGGAUCCUAUAACCGUGUGAUACAUUCUUAGAUUGUGUAAUUUAAAUUCACAUACAUUGAUUCGGUUGAAUAAACGAUACCACAGACUGAGCCAGGGGGUAGGUUUCCGUCGUUCGACCGACUAUUAAUUAAAACGACGCGUUAACUAAGUUCAAUUUUAUAUGAUUGUUAAAUGCUCAAAGUUUAAAACACCAGUUAAAUGCAUAUACUAAGUGUAGUGGAGGUAUUUAUUUUAAGUGAUCUGAUAAUUCUCGGACUGUACGUUGCCAUGUUUUUAUAACUGCGUUUUGCUUGUGUGUAAAUAAAUUUACAUAGUGUUUCCUAUAUUGUGUAUAUUAACGGUUAAGUGGAUAAUACUCAAGUCAAUUUUCACGUUGAAAACAAUAUUUGAGGCCAAAUAAGUAUGUGACGAUUUUUUUUUAUGUAUUUUAUUUUGUUAAAUAUAAUUUUAAUAUAUAUUUAUUUCUACACUUCUAGCGUAGUCCUGUUGAUGGAUGGUUAUUCGAGGGGCGGAACGUUGAUAAUUAUCUGAUUCUGAGGUUUAUUUCUAUUGAGGAAAAAAAUAGUAAAAACAUUCCAAAAAAAUAAACAGUUGUUGUUCAGAAAUCUUUAUGUGGAAUGCUGUAAAGGUUAGAGGCGGCUGGAUGCACAGUUUUUGGCGAUCAAGGCAUCUUUUCAAUGUUGAACAAUUUCGCAGCAAUUUUUGUGUCGAGCGGUAUAUGUUGGUAAUAAAAUUUCCAGUAUAUAAUUUUAUAUACAUUUGAGAGUUUUUUCAAAGUAGCAUAAGUUGUUCCAUAUAUUUUUAAAAAAAUUCUUGUAUCCUCAUUACUGCACCGUUAAAAAUGUGCACCGAUUUCAACGUUGAUUUUCCUGCUGUCUGGAAAUCUGAUUUUGCCGAACUUUUAUUUUAGGUUUUUUCCUCAAUUACAAUGCUAGGACAGAAAUUUUUAUAAAAAUUUCAGUUUGGGCAUAUACAGGGUGAAAAUUAAAAAUUAAUGUCAAGAAAGAAUAGAACAUAAUGAUAAAAAAAACUAUCCGUUCGCAUAAAAGUCAGUUUUGAAAUUAACCUCCGUUUUUAUUACUACGAUAAUUUUGUCUGGGAAUUUAUAUUCCGAAUAAAUUUGAUAUUUUGUUAAAAAAUAUUACGAAGAAAUGAAGAAACGAAGAAUUUCAGUCUUGGGCAGUGCAUGGUGUUAAUGUAUACUCUGCUAAAAUUUAGCGGGGGUUCUACGUCACAAAUCAAUAAAAAAAGCCUUAUAGACAUGUGUCCCAAAACGUUUCAUUUUCAAGAUACAGGAAGUUGAAAUUUAAAUAACGUGUUUAAAUAUCUCUGAAGAUACUCGAGGUUGAUUGAUGAAACUUAGACUAACGAUUUAAAUAAUUAUGGAGAAAAAUUUGUUGAGUUGUUACAUAAAUCUGAAAAUCAGUGGCAGAGAUAUUAGGAAAUACUGUCACAAUUGCAUUUAAUAUUACUUGGUACUUCCAACAAAAAAAUAUUUUUCAUUUUAUUCAAAAGACAGUCAAAUUUUGAGUUUAUUUUUUAAAAUCUAAGAUAAGCCUCUGACAUAGUUGAAAUAUAUCGAAUAUAACUUCAAAACACUUCAUCUCACAAAAUUGUUGAAAUUUCUUGUUAGAAAUACAAUUUUAAGUAAAAUGUUACCGAUAACCAUCAGCAGUCAAAAUAAUUUUUGGUGUAGCAAUUUUCAGAAAAUUAAAAGUUUCUUCUUUUCAUUAGCUAAAUUGUAUUUUCUCUAAAAAUAUUGCAAUUUUUUUUAUUUGAUAUGGAUUUUACUGGAUGAAUUUUUUAUUUAUUCAAGUGCAUCAAAGGCAUAUUUUAAAUUAAAAAAAAAUAAGGAAUCAUACAUUUUUCAAAUAGAAUGAAAGAUAGGUAUUGUUUUUCUUACAAAUAACGACUGAAAUUAAAUGCACUUAUCCAAUUUCUAAAAAAAUAAGUUUAUGAUAUAGAAAUUGUUGGAAUUUUUUGUUAGAAAUACGACUUUAAAUAAAACGUAACCAUUGCAAAAAAAAAUUGGUAUAGCAGCUACCUUGCAUUUAAAAUUCUAUUAUUACUAAAUUAUUAUCCCAAGUUCCAUCGAUCUAUGUCGAGUGUCUCAAUAUUUAAAUAAAUGUGAUCUCUUUUAAAUUUUAACACUGUAUCUCCAAAACAAAGCGUUUCUGGACACGCGUUUAUAUAAACUUUUUUAAUUAUUUGUGCCAAAUCCACCAUUAAAAUUUGGUACAGUAUUUUUUUUAAUUCCCUGCACUGUGUAUACAUGAAAGAAACUCAACUGUUUUCCUAGCCAAAAAUUGUGCAGUGGUCCCACUGCCUUACGAGAUUUUAAAAGGAGAAAUUUGUAUAGAUAUAUUUAUACCGUUUUAUUGUACUAAUAAUCGAUAUCUGUAAAUAUUUAUGUAACCAAUCAAACAUACUAGCUGAAUUUAGGUAAAUGACAGUUGUCCAUCCAUUUUUAUAAUAUAAUAAAUUUAAAUGAAUAUACUAGGUGUAAUUCUAAAAAAAUUCGACUGAAUUGUACGGAGCAGUCCAUCCCGACCCGUACGGAUUUUAAUUUACGAGUCUACUAGUGCUGUCGGUAAUCGAUUUUUUUACAUGUCGGUACGAGGUGGUCUGUUCCCUUAAAUAAAAAAAAUUGCAAAAAGACUGAGGUGUCACGUAGGCUUUUUGCAGCUCUAGUUCGUUGAUAAGUUCAUUAUUUCCGUUGGUCAUGUUUAACUUUCCUUUGUCCAUCUCUCGUUUUAGGAAUCGCAGUCUCAACAGAGCCCAGUAUGUAUGUUUUAUUAAGAGAUUUUGAAUAUACAAUUGUAUUUUAUUAUACCUAUGAAAUGUAUUUAACGAUUAAUAAACAAUUAUAAAUA